CUGUAUAAGAAUGGCAUGGUACCUAUCUGAUGAAGAUCCUCUCAUGUCCGGAAGUAAAUGAUCUCUCGACUACCAGCGAAGAUGAAGCCUUCAGCUAAGAGCCAGGUUCGCCAAUCGGCGGAAGACCUUUUCAAGUUCUUGUUCAUUCAAUUUUGGAAGGUUGUCAACGUCUUCAUCGCGUGGCACAAACUGCCGGCCAUCAUUGGCGCCUUCAACCUCCUAGCAUUGCGAUUCGAGCUCCGCCAGAAGAACCUUUACGACACGUACCCCUCUCCUGAGGACCAAGGUACAACGGCACAAUGUCCCAUGUCCGACACCAAGUUCAUGGCUGUCAGAAACUCAGAUGGUCUGUAUAAUGAUCUCCAGGCGCCCAAGAUGGGCUGCGCCGGGAUGCGUUUCGGCCGCAACAUCCCAAGAGAGCAUGCCAAGAUGCCCACUCACGAGGAGCUGUUUACGCCGAACCCGAGGCUUAUCUCUGAGAAGAUCCUUGCGAGACCGGAAGGUGGCUUUAAGCCCGCCACGAUCGUCAACCUCCUCGCCGCGGCUUGGAUUCAGUUCCAGGUCCACGACUGGGCGCAGCAUGCCUCGAGCGACGAGACUUGGGACGUUCCGAUGCCCAAGGGAGACACCUGGCCCGAUAAGAAGAUGAAGAUCUUUAAGACCAAGGUUGACAGUACUCUCUCGAAGCUGGAUGACGAAUCGCCGGGCUACAAGAACGAAAACACGCACUGGUGGGAUGGCUCACAGAUCUAUGGUUCGACUGAGGCUGAGACCGUGGAACUGCGAUCCAAUUGCCAUGAUGGACAGCUUGCUGUCGACCGUGUAAAUGGUGAACAAUUCCUUCCUCGCGAGAACGGCAUCCCCAAAACUGGCUUCCAUCAUAAUUGGUGGGUUGGUCUUGAGAUGCUACACACCCUCUUUGCUUUGGAGCAUAAUGCUAUCGCCGGACAUCUCAAGCUGUCGAACCCAUCGUGGACGAGUGAUGAAAUUUUUGACACGGCGAGGUUGAUCAACUGUGCACUCAUGGCCAAGAUUCACACCAUCGAGUGGACGCCUGCUAUCUUGAAGCAUCCGACAUUGAAGAUUGGUAUGGAGGCGAACUGGUGGGGGUUGGUUGGAGACAAGUUGUGGCACGUCUUCGGCCGUAUUUUCGACAACAAGUCCGAGGUCAUCUCAGGAAUCCCGGGCUCGGGAACCGAUCAAGACGGCGCCCCAUACUCCCUGACCGAAGAAUUUGUUUCCGUGUAUCGUCUGCACCCGCUCGUCCCUGAUGACAUUGCCUUCUUCAAAGUCAAGAGCGGCCAACACGCCGACACUCUUCCGAUGAAGGAAGUUGCCUUCGAAAGGGCCCGCACACCACUAGACGAUAAGACCUCGAACAGCAACGGCCUCGGCUUGAACUUUGCCGACGUGUUUUACUCCUUUGGCGUCAACUACCCCGGCGCCAUUCGCGCGAAGAACAUGCCAAACUUCCUCCGUGAUCUGCACCUACCCGCAGACAGAGAGUUCCCUCAGGGUAGACACCUCGACAUGGGCACCGUCGACAUCCUCCGUGAUCGUGAGCGCGGUGUGCCAAGGUACAACGCCUUCCGCCGUCUCUUCCACAUGCCUGCCGUCCGCAGCUUCAAGGAGCUGACCGGUCCCGGUCCCGAGGCCGCAAAGUUGGCGGCGGAUCUGGAGGAGGUGUACAACGGCGACAUCGAGGCCGUUGAUCUCCUGGCUGGCACGCUCAGCGAACCUCUGCCUGAGGGCUUCGGUUUCAGCGACACGGCCUUCCGCGUCUUCAUCCUCAUGGCGAGCCGCCGCAUCAAGUCUGACCGGUUCCUCGCCGGCGAUGGGUGGUGCCCUGAGGUGUAUACGCGGGAGGGUAUGGACUGGGUGCAGAAGAACACGAUGAAGGACGUGCUGUGCAGACAUUUCCCUGAGCUCGCUGCGCCGUUGCGCAACGUGGAUAACGCGUUUGCACCGUGGGAGAAGGUCGGUCGGACUGCCGAGUAUACGGGGAAGGAGACUAAUGCUUGAGCUUUAUUCACCUGCUUAUCCCAAGACUGUAACUUCUGUUUGUUUGGCGGUUUGGGUAUAUUUUUUUGGCUGUAACAACUACUUGGGGUCUAUGUUGAUCAAAGUAAAAAGUGGAAGGAACGGAAAUGUCAGUUUGUGCCCGGGGAUUCUAGGGUCGAAAACGAAACCAUAUCGGCUUGGCGAUUUUGAUGGAGAC
Molecule: messenger RNA, 2218 nt
Organism: Colletotrichum scovillei
Lineage: Eukaryota; Fungi; Ascomycota; Sordariomycetes; Glomerellales; Glomerellaceae
Exons: 3
Coding region: 58-2022 (654 amino acids)
Biological process (GO): response to oxidative stress
Molecular function (GO): oxidoreductase activity, acting on single donors with incorporation of molecular oxygen, incorporation of two atoms of oxygen; peroxidase activity; heme binding
Source: RefSeq, a predicted model, not a curated record